Verruconis gallopava is the source of this 1894-nucleotide messenger RNA. RefSeq lists its product as uncharacterized. The record is from RefSeq and is a predicted model, not a curated record. The coding region runs from base 686 to 1771 and encodes 361 amino acids. Lineage: Eukaryota; Fungi; Ascomycota; Dothideomycetes; Venturiales; Sympoventuriaceae. The transcript is spliced from 3 exons.
GUUCGCUCUCUCGCACGAAAUGAUCAAUCCGGGCUUGUCUGCAUUCCACCGUUCGAGACGGAAUCGACACUCACACGUGAUGCGCUGGCGCGAAGAAAAGCUUGGAGCGGUCGUUCCUGAAACACUUUGAGUCGGAUCGCAGCCUCGAGACUCUCUGCCGCGUCGGAGCCUUGGAGAGAGGAGAUCAUUCUUGCCACAUGUUUCCGAGACUCCUUUGACGGCAUCCUCCAAUCGUAUUCAUCGCCUUUCGAGGCCUCGCCGGCGACGCCAACAGCCUUUCGUCGACCGAAGAAACAACCCCACAGUACGAGUGAACACUUGCGAAGGCUUCCCAUGCACGACACGGCCAAGCGUACCCGCCUUGUCGAGGCCUAAGCCGUCGACUUCAAGCACUGUCGAGUUUGGUUUGAUGUUGCAUAAUGGUCUUUUCAGUGUCUUGCGGGCGAUGUGCCUCUUGCUGACCUAUGCGCCUUUCCAUUCUUUUCCUUCUGUAAGGACCAGAUCGCGAGAUCUUACGAACUUAACAGCUUAUUAUUGCCAACCUGUUGCUGAUGGUAACUUAAUCGAUUACUUCAGUUCUCAUUCAUUAAUAUUUCUCUUUCGUUCUCAACCGGAGCAGGUCUCUCCUUUUUUUUAUUUUUUUUUAUAGCCCUGGUAGGCUAUUGGUUUUCUUACGUUCACGAACAUGAGGGUUCCUACCGCCCGACAUCUUUCAAUCCUAAUCAGCGUAAUCUCUCUCACUGCAGGUUCGGUUGCUGCGAACGAUGCCGUUGAGCGGCAGGAACAGUUCGCGCAGCCACCUUCUCUCGGACUUAACCAACAGUCGAACUUUGCUCAGAUAAGCUCUCCGGAAACUUUUGGAAGAGCGCUAGCUGCUACCCAGAGUGUGUUCGAGCGACAGCUGUCGGUCUCCAUUACAUCAACAAUAGCCUUGCAAAUAAGCGGACAAGCUGCGCAGCCGGUACCUCAACGAACAAUAACGGUGACAGCCGCAGAAAACGGUAGCCAAAAUGCCGCUUCUACCAGCACGUCCAGUCCGCCGCUGUCGACAGUCUCAGCAAGCGGCCAGUCUUCGCCGUCGUCGCCUAAUGCGAGGACGACGAUCACCGUUAAUGUUGCUGGCCAGCCAGCUGCAUCACAGCAGGGCCUGAAUUCGUCCUCGAAUGCAUCCGCUGUAUCGCAACAGGCUGGAGGGGCCAAAAAGACGAUUACGAUCAACGUAGCCGGCCAGCCAGGCGCGACGUCGCAAACACGAUCAAGUUCCAAUCAAUCACUCAAACCACAGGCCACGGGUCCGUCUACUGUGACAAUCAAGCCAGCAGGGAUGGCAACUGGCGCCUUGACGCAAGGCGCUAGUGGCUGUACGUGCACAUGUGCUUGCCCGAGUGGAAGUUUCCCCAGUCCUGCAGCGCCAGCUCCUCAACCCGUUCAAGCGCAGCCGCAACUCCAAGGUCCAUCAGCCACAACUUUGAGUACGAUGGUUGCGUCUUCGUCUAGAACGUCUUCAUCAAGUGCUCCUAGCCCGGCAGCCGUUGCUGCGCAGAUGACAGCGGCGCCCGCUGUAUCAUCUCAGUCAAGCAUCUCGUCAUCGAGUCCAACGGCACUCGCUUUGAGUUCACCAACAUCUGCAACCAAAACAGUGGGCAAUAAUGCAGCGGGGGAGAUCACACUAGCCGGCGGGAGCGUGUUGCCCUUGCAGAGUGCGGUAACAGUACCAUUGCAAGGAAAAUGGUUCCAUAUUGGGCCUGUCAAUGAACCUAUGUGGACAUGAAAGAAAGUAUUUUAACACUAUAUUUGUAGUUAGAUAGUAGAGAAUGUUCACUCCGGCUACAAUACUAUCACUGGUGACACACAUUUUGAUAAUCUUGAGCCUCAUAGGCAUACCGGAGGGAAG